CGGGGCUCGAGACUGAGUAGUGCGAAGUGAGGCGGGCGGUCAUGAGAAAAGUAUGGACCGGGGACAUGGAGUGUUAUGAAAGACAGCGAGAAGCGGGCGCUGCCGAUUUCUACGCCUGAAUUCAGCGGUGACACCGAGCGUGGAGCCGCGGAGUGACGGAAAGAGCCGCUCGCCACGGGAUAUUCGCUCAACAAUGGCGACUCCCCAGCAGUGAAGAACUUUGCUGCCGUGCACGCCCCCCCACCUCCCUUCUCAGUCCCUGACACCUUGACGCAACCGCUUUCCGCCUCCUCCCUUCCGAACCCCCUCUCUGUUUCAAACAUGGAAUCCUCUGGAGGUUUAACUGCUGCCCAGGAUGCACAUCUGGACCUGCGGAGCAGCCCCGGUCGCUCUGAUCUCAGCGGAUUGUACCAUCUGGGUCGGACGUUGGGCAGAGGUCACUUCGCUGUUGUUAAACUGGCCCGUAAUGUCAACACGGGCCAACUGGUGGCUGUUAAGAUGAUAGACAAGACAAAACUCGACGUCAUGGCGACAAGCCACCUUUUACAGGAAGUGAGGUGCAUGAGGCGGGUGCAGCAUCCCAACGUAGUCCGCCUCUACGAGGUCAUCGACACACCCACCACUCUCUACCUGGUGAUGGAGCUGGCCGAGGGUGGCGACCUCUACGACUAUAUCCUUCGCCACGAGGGAGGCGUGGCCGAGGGUACCGCCAAGCGUCACUUCGCCCAGAUUGUGCGUGCCGUGGCCUACUGCCACCAGCUCCACGUGGUGCACCGGGACCUGAAGCCCGAGAAUGUGGUUUUCUUCCCUCAGCAGGGCGCCGUCAAGCUGACAGACUUUGGGUUCAGCAACUUAUUCCAACCCGGGAUGAUGCUGGCCACCAGCUGCGGGUCGCUGGCAUAUUCUGCUCCUGAGAUUCUGCUGGGAGAAGAGUACCAUGCUCCAGCUGUGGAUAUCUGGUCUCUGGGGGUGAUCCUCUACAUGCUGGUAUGUGGAGUCCCUCCCUUCCAGGAAACCAACGACAGCGAGACUCUGGUCAUGAUCCUGGACUGUCGCUACACCAUCCCCGAACAUGUUUCUGACGACUGCAGAGAUCUGAUCUCCAGCAUGCUGCAGAAGGACCCUUCUCGCCGCGCCUCACUCAAUGAGAUUGAGGCUCACCACUGGCUGCAGGGGCUGGAUAACGCCCUCCUCAGCCCAGAGCCCCCCCCACACUGGCUCUCAGGGGCUCUUUCUCCCAGCUCUCCCCGCUCAGGAGUGCCCGAGUGUGGAGAUCUGCUCGCUGAGAGGCCAUCGUCUCAGCAGGCGUUCCCUGGGCCGUGGCAGCCCAGCUUCAGCUUCACCCUGCGUCCACCUCCAGCUGAAGAGCCUCCGAUUGCCAAGAACCUUCCUGCGCUGCAGCAGAUCUGUGAGGAGGAAGAAGAUGAAGAUGAAGAAGAAGAAGAAGAAGAAGAGGAGGAUGAAAGUAUGCUGAAAGAGGGAGAAGGUUUGGCCUCUUUACUAGAGGGAGAGCCAGAAGGAGAUGCUAGAGAGACGGUGGAUGGAGAAGAAAGCCACGAAAUCAGGGAAGAGGAAGAGAAAGGGUUAAGAAGCUCAGUGGAGGUAAUGGAGGAGGACAAAGCAGAGAUGGAACUAGAAAUAGAAAAUGAAGACAGUGGGUGUGUGAUUUCAGAUCAGCCAGUCAGUCAUGGAGACACGCUGGUCAGUCAGACUCCUGAAGUUCCACCAUCCUCUCAGCUGGGUUUGAGGGUACCGUGUUGUCAGGGACAGCGAGACAUCACAGCCCGAGAGGAAGGCAAAGACGAGGAGAUGGAACCCAACAACAACACCAACAAACCCCGUCCUCCUCUCCCUAAAUCUAACUCCCAUCCCUCCCUCAUGUCCUCUGCCGGCCUGAACGAGAAGGAGAUGCAGCAAAGAGGAAGAGAAGGAGAACAAGGCGAGUGGGCAGGAGAAAGCGGAAAAGACGACCUCCUAACAGACAGGUCUCAACCCCAGAGUGCGGCGGCGACCCGCGAUGAGUCGACUCCGAGGGCGGAGCAGGGAAAACGGCACAGCAUAAAGCUUCGCGAGCGCCUCUUUCAGUUCCCUCUGUGUGAGAAAGCUCUGGCCUUCAACAUACCGACACACAACAAGCCCAAAAUCCUGCCGCUGGCUCAGUACAACUGCUGCCAUGUGCUCUAAGUGAAACUGGCCUCGGUGCUUUUUGAUGUGCUGCUUCCACGUUUGGGGGGGGGGGGGGACACGGGGGGGGGACACGGGACUGCUUAGCAGUCAGCAGGUCGCUGGCUGCCCAGCGUGGACCGCUGACCUCCCCGCUGAGGCACAAGAGCGAAACGUCCUCAGCGUACAAACGAGUGCACACGAAGAAACAUGCACAGCUUCAUACGAACAAACUCUCCUCUCUAGCGUUUUGCUCAUCGGAUAAACGUUUGGAGAGCCGGUGUUGAGCACAGUAAUCAAACUUAGUAGAACUUCAUCCCUUUGCUGCUGUGUACAGGAGCCACCAUAGAAUUAAACCAGACUGUUUCCAGUGUGUAGCUUAGAAACUGUAUAUGAAUGAGGAAGACUGAGGAAAGGAGGCGACACGGAGAGAGGGAUCUCAUAACCACAAGCAGUUUAUAUCGAAUAAGCUAAAGUCCUUUUUGUUUGUUUGUUUGGUGCCUAAUAGGAUAAAAGUGGAUUCAUACUGUAAAUCAUUUCAGUCCCGACUGCAAAAGCUCCGAGCUCCUUAUUUUAUUAUAUGUGAAUAUGAACCUUUAAACUAGAGCUGCAACUAUUAUUUUUAUUGUUGAUUAAUCAGCCAGAUAUUCUGAUGGAUUUCUUUAUUUUAUCAGAAAACUGAAAAAUGGUGUUCCCAAAAAAAAAAAAAAAAAAAAUUAGGAGGUGGUUCAUUAAAACGACCGGUGGACCAAAACCUGAAUUCACUUUAAGACCAAAAAGGUAGAAAACGGAUACAUUUGACGACACUGGACCAUCAGACAUUGGAUUCUUUAUUUAUUUAUUUUUUGGAAGAACAGAUAAUUAUUAAAACAGUUGCAGAUACAUAGAUGUGUUAAUUUAUCUUGAAUCAGAUUCUGCUGCAGAGUAGCACUUCCUUCCUUUGCACAUCCUGCCUGUCACAUGGGUUUGAAAGCUCUUAAUAUAAGCAAGACUGAGACUGUUACAAUAUGAUAUGUUCAGAUAUGAUACUGUAUAAUACACCCCUGAGAAGAGGACAAUAUGAUUUCCUGUUCUCUUAAUCCUUUGGUCUAAAAGAAAAUAUAUAUAUCGUCCUAACAUACUGUAUAAAAGUGUUUCCGCGCUCACUGGUCGUUGACUGGAAUGCAGGUCUUCCAUUUUUCGUUUUAAUUCUGCUGAACUAACAUUUCGUUUUAUUUUGGACGAACAGUUUUAAAGUUCCUUGAUUUAUUAUUUUUUUAUAACGUGACAAAGAUAUGAAUCCUCUGAAGAGAUAUGUGACUUUGUGCAUGGUAAUACUGUCAUUUAUCACCAUAUACCUCCACGUGUCUUGGACCUGACGGGACAUUCGUUGUUUCAUUGCUCUUGUGUGACUGUAAGUACUUUGAGGUAACCCACUGAAUAAUGAAUUGCACACAGUACGACUACUGUAGCCGGCAGCUUUUAACAAGCAGUGUCCGGGGACUGAUGGCUAAGUUUGUUGGGUCGUUCAGACCGAACCACGACGGCUUGUUAUUAUGUAGCUGAGGAGUCUCUCCGAUUGGGAUUAUUUUGACACAUAAUGGCUCUGUGUGUUCUGUACUUUUUCCUUUUUGACGCAAAGACGAAGGUGUAAAGUUUUGUAGGGUAACAGAAGGUCAAAGCUGUACAAUAAGCUACAUGUUGCUCCUGUAGUUCAGUAACCAGAGCUUACUAUUGUCAGUCAGUGCAGCUUCACGAGCUCAACAAAUUGGAUUUUUCAUCAGGACCGGCGAUCGCUGGUUCCCUGCCUAUAUGAGGAGCGGCUGUCACGUGAAAUCUGAUUAUCGCUCAUGUCUCAUCAGCCGUGGAAGCAUAAAAUCUGUGCAGUAGGGGGAUAAAAUUAUUUGCUUCUAUGUGAUUGCAGCCCGUCCCUCCUCAGUGCGUCUGUCUGCUGACCUGCAUUAUUACUAGGACCACGUCUCUAUGGAGCCAUGAACUUGUUUUUCUGUUUAUUUAUUAAAAUGGAUUCAAUCAGCA
Messenger RNA from Archocentrus centrarchus (flier cichlid), 4179 nucleotides. It is a transcript of the gene snrkb, whose product is annotated as SNF related kinase b. Gene Ontology annotation, cellular component: cytoplasm. The record is from RefSeq and is a predicted model, not a curated record. Gene Ontology annotation, molecular function: ATP binding; protein serine/threonine kinase activity. The transcript has 5 exons. Gene Ontology annotation, biological process: intracellular signal transduction; protein phosphorylation. Bases 322 to 2184 code for a protein of 620 amino acids. NCBI's taxonomy places the organism in Eukaryota, Metazoa, Chordata, Actinopteri, Cichliformes, Cichlidae.